GAAAAAGAAAAACCCCCUGAACAUAUUUUCUCCUCUCGCUUGGAAGCAACAGGACGGCCGCGUCCGUGCCAAGGAGAAGGCGUAGACUUCCUCCAAACAUUUCCUCCGCCAUCUCCGCUUUCGAGACUCUCUAAAGUUUUUGUGGAAAUCUUUGUAACGAGAGGACUUCUUUUUUUUUUUUUUUUUUAUCUGAUUCGUUUUAUUUCCCCCCACCAACAACACCUGGUUGAGUCUUUUCUCUGAGAAGGAUUCCUGCGUGUUUCCUCAAAGCUUUUUUUUUUUUUUUGUUUCUUUUUUUUUUUUUUUUUGCAGACAUGGACUGGGGAACGGAUCUUUGGGACCAGUAUGAUCACAUCGACAAGCACACGCAGUGCGGCCUCGACCUGGUGGAUCGCUACAUAAAGUUUGUGAAGGAACGGACGGAAAUAGAGCAGAGCUACGCCAAACAACUCAGGAGUCUAUCAAAGAAAUAUGCCAAACGAGGGAGCAAAGAAGAGCAAGACUGCAAAUUCAGCAAUCACGCAUCUCUCCAGGAGAUCCUGAACGAGCUGAACGAUUACGCCGGCCAACGGGAGCUCAUCGCUGAAAACAUGAUGACCGGCAUCUGUGUGGAACUCACCAAAUACCUUCAGGAGCUCAAACAGGAACGCAAAACGCACCUGUCUGAUGCCAAGAAGGCCCAGCAGAUGUUAGAGAGCAGCUUCAAACAACUCGAAAGUACAAAGAAGCGCUAUUCCAAGGAAUGGGCGGAGGCUGAAAAAGCCUCACAACAGGUAGAGAAAAUAGAGAGUGACCUCAAUGCCACCAGGCUGGAUGUCGAGAAGGCCAAGCAACAUGCCCACUCCCGCACACACACAGCGGAGGAGUGCAGGAACGACUAUGCCGCACAGCUCCAGAGAUACAACAAGGAUCAGAACCUCUACUACUACUCAGAGAUACCGCUGAUCUUCAACAAAAUGCAGGACAUGGAUGAGCGGAGGAUUCGGCGGCUGGCGGAGGGAUACUGCCAGUUUUCAGAUAUCGAGAAGAAGGUGCUGCCCAUCAUCACCAAGUGUUUAGAAGGGAUUUCUUCAGCAGGGUUGAAAAUUAAUGAGAAACAGGACUCCAUACUGUUCAUAGAGCAGCACAAAUCUGGUUUUGAGCGACCUGCAGACUUAGAGUUUGAAGACUACACCCAAGGAAUCAAACCAGCAACCUCUGACUCCAGCCUCAACCCUCCUAAAGUGCGCGCCAAGCUCUGGCCUUUCAGCAAGAAGAAUAAGCCGCUUCCUGCAGAAGAUUUCUCUCACCUUCCUCCGGAGCAGAGGAAGAAGAAGCUUCAGGCUAAGAUUGACGACAUCACCAAAGAGCUGCAGAAGACGCAGGACCAAAGUGAUGCACUGGAGAAGAUGAAGGGUGUGUACGAGCAGAAUCCUCAGAUGGGAGACCCUUCCAGUCUGGAGCCUCAGAUCUCAGAAACUGCCCAGAACAGUGGCCGCCUGAGGGGGGAGCUCGUCAAAUAUGAGACGUGGCUUUCAGAAGCAGUGGGAGGAGAGGAAUCUUCCAACGCCAUCAACAAUAAUAGUCAACAUGGCGUCGGAGCAGCUGACCAGUCUCAGAGCAUCUACACGGAGUUCGAUGACGAGUUUGACGACGUUGAAUCUCCUGUUGGCCAGUGCACGGCUCUGUACACCUUUGAAGGCAACAGCGAGGGCACCAUUUCCAUUACGGAGGGAGAGCUGUUGAGUAUAAUGGAGGACGAUAAAGGAGACGGAUGGAUGAGAGUCCUUAGAGCCAGUGGAGAAGAGGGCUAUAUUCCUUCAUCCUAUGUCAAACUUGCCCCAUAACACACACACACACACACACACACACACACACACACACACACACACACACACACACACACACACACAUACACAUACACGCACA
Anoplopoma fimbria (sablefish) is the source of this 1908-nucleotide messenger RNA. Its product is annotated as cdc42-interacting protein 4 homolog. Gene Ontology annotation, molecular function: protein binding. The transcript has 14 exons. The record is from RefSeq and is a predicted model, not a curated record. NCBI's taxonomy places the organism in Eukaryota, Metazoa, Chordata, Actinopteri, Perciformes, Anoplopomatidae. Bases 315 to 1826 code for a protein of 503 amino acids. Gene Ontology annotation, biological process: signal transduction.